Molecule: messenger RNA, 1443 nt
Organism: Neolamprologus brichardi
Lineage: Eukaryota; Metazoa; Chordata; Actinopteri; Cichliformes; Cichlidae
Source: RefSeq, a predicted model, not a curated record
AUGACUUCUCUUCAACAUCUGAACCCCACAGUGAGAGGGAUUAGAGACUCUCCACAAACUAUGCUUCAGAAUCUGGCUGAACGCAUCAGAAAAGAGAUUUCACUGGGGGCGCAGAAACCCUUCAAGAAGGUGAUUGAUGUUAGCUCAGGUGAUCCCCACAGAGUUGAUUUACAACAUGUUUCAUUUCUUCGACAGGUCUUGGCAGUGUGUAUAUACCCUCAGCUGCUGGAAGACAAAUGUUUUCCUCUCGAUGUCAAGAUAAGAGCUCAGAAACUCCUGGAGGCCUGUGAUGGAGCAAGUGUGGGUUCAUACACUGCAUCCUCUGGUCUUCGUCAUGUGAGGCAAAGCAUCGCUGAGUUCAUCACAAAAAGAGAUGGAGUUCCUUCAUAUGCCCAAAACAUCUUUAUUUCUGCUGGCUCUCAAAGGGCUAUAAUGAUUGCUGUGAAACUGCUGGCCAGUGGUGAGGGGAAUACUCGGACAGGCGUGCUGAUACCUGGGCCCUGCCCACACAUGCUGUACAAUGUGCUGGAGGAGGCUGGGGUGGUCUUGGUACCGUACCAGCUGACAGAGGAGAGAGGGUGGGCUGUAGACCUGGACAACUUGCAUCAAGCUUUAAAGGCUGCUCGGGGGUACUGUGAGCCCAGAGCCAUUUACAUCAGCAACCCGGGAAAUCCCACAGGUCAUGUGCAGGACAGGAAGUCAAUAGAGGAAGUGAUUCAGUUCGCAGCAGCUGAGAGAGUCCUACUGUUAGCUGACGAGGUAUACCAGGACAGCGUGUAUGGGAAGGACAGAGAGUUUAUUUCCUAUAAGAAAGUCCUGUUUGAAAUGGAUAGAGAGCUUGCAGAAACAGUGCAGCUGAUCUCCUUCCACUCUUUAUCCAGUACCUGCAUUAGAGAGUGUGGUCUGAGGGCUGGAUACAUGGAGGUAGUUAAUAUGGAUCCAGAGGUGAUUUAUUAUUUUGAUAACUCAUUGUGUGGUGAUAUCAGUACUCCAGUCACAGGACAGCUUGGUUUGGAUCUUAUGGUCAAUCCGCCACAACCUGGAGACCCAUCGUAUCACACAUACAUGCAGGAGACCUUCUUCAUCCUGGCUACUCUGUCCCAUAAUGCUCAAUGGGUUCAGGAGCUCCUAAAUAAACUGCCAGGGGUAAGGUGUCAGCCAGCGCUCGGAGGAAUCUAUGUUUUUCCUCGCCUGCACUUACCAUGUGGGAUUAAGGAGCAGGCCAAGUUAUUGGGGCUGAAAGCUGAUGUUCUGUACUGUCAGAAAUUACUGGAAGAGGAGGGUGUAUUAGCUGGUGCAGGUGAACAUGGGGAAAUGACUGACAGCUUCCAUUUGAGAUUAUGCAUCCUUGUUCCUCAUUACACCCUGGUAGAAGUCCUAGCUCGCCUCACCUCCUUUCACUGCCGUCUCAUGGGUGGCACUGUGACGCCAACAGAAGUGUAA